Messenger RNA from Schizophyllum commune H4-8, 2384 nucleotides. RefSeq lists its product as uncharacterized. Gene Ontology annotation, molecular function: RNA binding. Gene Ontology annotation, biological process: maturation of SSU-rRNA. The record is from RefSeq and is a predicted model, not a curated record. Lineage: Eukaryota; Fungi; Basidiomycota; Agaricomycetes; Agaricales; Schizophyllaceae. Gene Ontology annotation, cellular component: nucleolus. The coding region runs from base 6 to 2318 and encodes 770 amino acids. The transcript has 6 exons.
ACGCGAUGGACGCGUCGAUAGGGGACCCCUUCGUGCUCGCCACCUACGCCUCACAGCAAAAGCCAUCCAAGGGAAAGCAACGGCAGGCUCUCCCCCAUGUCUACGCAACGUACACUCCCGGCCCGCGCGACGGAUACGUGACCGCGACAGGACAGGGGGAUGGGAUUCAUACACUUGAUGUAUCAGAGAUACAUCCAGUGACAUCACAUACCUUCGGGCCCUCUACGCUCUUUGCUGGACCUUCUGUCGCGCGAUGUGCAGAGGGGACGUGCUCGACAUACACUGUGGUAGCUGCCUCUAGCGACAUAUCCGCGGAUGAAGGCGGGCGCACGAUAUGGAAAUGGGAAGACGACCUGUCUGGCUCCAUCCCUGAUGCAUCCUCCUCCAGCACGAAGCUAUCUGCUACGGUGCCGCAUCUCGUCUCUACCCUCCACGUCAUCGAGGAGUGCCCCUCGACACUCUUUGCAUGGUCACCUAGCGGUCAUCUCUCGCUCCUCGACAAUGACUUGAAGAUCAGAACAACGCGGAAUCCACCAAGUCAGCGUCGGACGCUGGUGCAGGCUUCCCUCUUCCCCUCGAAGUCGUGUGGCUUUGUCCCAUCUCAGGUCAGGCAUGAGAACGAUGCCAUCGCGGUGUGCUUGGAGGGAGACGGUGCUGCGACGCGCGCCCGUAUUCUUGCAGUCCGCAAUGACGGGGACAUCGCAGAUGUCGCCGACUUAGAAGUAUCCGUAGCGCCUGCAAAUAUUGCAUCAUGCUCUAUUGGCCCGACUGGUUUCUUGACAAUACUAGCUCGAGACGGAACCUGGCACGCAUACCAGAUCUCCUGUUCCUCGGAACCCUGCCUGAAGUCUCUCGACACCCUCAAACUCCGCGCCCUCUCCUUCAUCGGCGCCACCAUUUCAAAGUCGUCCCAAGACCGCGAAAUCUCCCUCGUUGCCCUCAGCUCCUCACACGUCCUCCUUGCCGCCACCUCACAACCAUCGCGAGAGGUCGUGCUUCACAUUUGGGACCUCUCGUUCUCGGUGCUGCUGGCUUCGCAGACGAUCUCGUUGCCCUCGGCGCUCGCCGAUGAGAAGAAGAUCAAUGUGUCGCUAUCACCGGCUGGCGCUUCGCAGGCCGUCCUGGUGCUCUCGCCCUCGGCAGUGUCGACGUCCUCGCGCUCGACGGUGUACGUUGUCCCGUACACAUGCCCGCCGACGUCGACCAUUGCGCACGCUAUGGGCCGUGCGGAGGCCAGCCGUGCAUGGCUGGCUUUGGCAGAUGCUACGUCUACCGGUGUCCCCAUCCACGACGCCAAGCGCGCGAAGUUGCUGAAGACCAUCGAAAGCUCGCUCGCGGGCAACAGGCCACAGGCUGCCGAUGAGGCCUUCAGGAAGUGGUACGAGGCGGAGAAGGAUGGUGACCUCCCGCCGGCGCUCGGUCAUGCCUUCGUGCGCGAUGUGCUGAACCGCGUUUUGCGUCCGGAGGCUCAGGGUAAUGUAUCCUACUCGCCGGAGAUUGUGAAGCGCCUCAUAGAGGCAGGCGCGGUGAGCGCAGGCAUGGUGGAAGGGUCCGCACUGUUGACAGCUCUGAGGAAGCGGAAUGACUGGGCCUCUAUCCAACUCGCCCUCGAAAAUGUCCGGGUCCGCGACAUCCCCGAGACCGAGCUCAUCGAGGCCCUUGCCCACGUCAUAGCCCUCAAGCCCGCCGCCCCCGACGCCAACGCCAUGCAGGUCGACACCCCCACCACCACCACCCCCGACACCCCCACCCUUCCCACCUUCCUCGCCCUCUGCGUCGCCUACACCUCUUCCCAAUCCGCCCUCCGCGUCGCCAUCCGCCGCGCCCUCGCCGACGCACCCGCCGUCCUCGCCACACUCGACGUUCUGCAGGGCUGGCUCGCCCGCCACGCCGGCAUGCGCUCCGCCGGCCUCGCCCCCGCGCCCAGCAAGGCCAAGCGCAAGCAAAAAUCCGCACUCACCUCCACCUCUGCCACCCUCCUCCCCGACCUCCCCUCGCUCCUCCGCUUCCUCACCGCGCUGCUCGACGCGACGUACGUGCCCGUCCUCUUGCAGCACGCGCCCGCGGGGAAGGCGCUGCGCAAGUUGGCAGCCCAGGUUGCACCCGAGAUCGAGUUUCUGGACGAGGUGGGCGCGUUGAGGGGCCCGCUGGAGCCGUUUGUAAGGGCGCAGGAGGCGAAGGAAAGGGAGAAGGAGAGACUGGUGAAGGGGAAGGGGCAGAAGGAGCCGCAGGGCGAUUGGCGGCAGAGGAGGCGCGCGGCGCAUGAGGCGGCGUCGGCGGGCGUGGGGCUGUAUAGGUUAGAGGAGUUGACGCUGUAGUGAAGUGGGUAGUGAACCUGUAUGGCGCGAGAGUGUCCAAAAAAUCGAGAGCAAUUUCUUGCUGCC